Molecule: messenger RNA, 2238 nt
Organism: Eimeria maxima
Lineage: Eukaryota; Apicomplexa; Conoidasida; Eucoccidiorida; Eimeriidae
Exons: 1
Coding region: 1-2238 (745 amino acids)
Source: RefSeq, a predicted model, not a curated record
AUGCAAAGUUUGGGCGUACUGGCUCUCCUUUUGAAUGAUGCUGCUUCCAGCAUAUCAGCUUUGCGCAGCUGGGGGGAUAUGGACACAGAUUCUAUGGCUACUACCGGUGCCUCUGAAGGCCCCUGGACUAUAGAUUCCGUACAGGACACCGACACCAGCAAGGCAACGUUUUCUGAGCUGGCAUUGACAAACAUGCGUUCCCUGUUGGAGGGCUCCCACGGUUCCAGCCUUGCUGCCACAAGCCAUCUUGUUUCUGCAGAAGACUACUUGGCAAGUGAACCAGAUAAUGCCAACGCGGCAGCUGCACAGUCUUUGCAGCUGAAGAAUGAAACGGGACGAAGAGGGCCUACCUUUGGCCGUAUCGUUGCGGUCAUUUUGUCUGUUGCAUGCUUGGGGCUGCUCGCGGCUCGCCCCCGACUGGCAUCUGACAUUUUAGGGGAGAAGUUAUUCGGUAGAGAAAAGGAUGAGCAGCAGGGGAAGAAAAUGCAACAACAUAAGAAAGAGGACCAGACUCAAGAGGAUCAGCGGAGUCAGGAGGAGCACCAGCGAAGUGCGCAACAACCGAUAGAUGAGAGAGGGGUCGGACAAAUGUUGCUGCUGGACAAGUUGGAGGACCUGCAGCGGUUACGCCCACUUGCUAAAUUUCUGGCCGAUACUUUAGGGGAGGAGGAUAAACAUGCACUUGCUGCUGUUCAAGACGCUCAUGAGUGUUUCGAAAGGGCUAAGCAGGUGCAGCGGAAGGUCCUGACGGGUUCGUCGGAACAUUGGGGGUACCCCGAGGAUGUACUGCAACAUGCUCUCGCCAGCGGUGUCUCCGCUGUUUCUCGGCUGUGUGAAGCAGCACGGCAACAGGGACUGAGGACGGCUCAGCAAAUGUGCAAUGUGCAGCGUCCUGCUGCCUUUUCUAUUCUGGAGCUCGAUACACUGGCAACAGUGGACCAAAGCCUCACAGAUUCCCUUGUAUACCUUAUGGGGAAUAUUACAUUUGCAUACCAAGCUUCCACUACUUAUGCUUCAAAGGCCCGGCGGGAGCUGAAGUAUCUCCCGGCAUUGACAGGCGUGGAAAGUGGGGGUUUGCUGGCUGCGGUUGCAACAGAUGCCGCCCUUCUCAAGGGAGCGCUUGAAGCUGCAGAGGCAGGGAGACGGUCUACAUUUGAUUUGAAAGCUGGUGUGACGGCAUUUAUGUUGUCUCAUUUCGUGCGGGAGCAGGUAUGCCAGUACAGGGAAUGUCGAGACCUUCUGGAGGGACAGAGACUCCUUUGCAGCGUGGAGAGGCAGCGGCAGCAGUCUCUUGCCGAAAAAGAUACCACUGUCCUAGAGACACUCGACAAGCUAGAGGGGGAGCUGGACAGAGGAGAUCAGCUGCUGAAGAGAUACUAUGAAGAAAUCGAAAAUCUACUGGAGACAACGGACAUCGAGUCUGCUGUCUUUGCGAGCAAGCCAGCAAAAGGUGUGGGAGGGGAGCUAAUGUCGUUGGUGGAAGCUGUUUCGUCUCACUUAAGUUCGAUUGUCGGAACAGCGGAGGAAGCAAAUGCAGUUCAGGAUGCAGAUGUGCAUCACGUGAUGGAGAGGGUGGCUUCAAGAGCGACUCAAGAGGCCGCAGUUGCCGCCACAAGGACGCAAGACAUCCUAAAGGAGGUGCUCUCUUGGGGAGUUCCCGAGGAGGCCCGGAUGGAGACUCAGCUGACUCACGACAACAGAGACUCUAUGAAGCAUAGGUUUUCGAACCCUUGUAUUUUAGAGGAGCUGCAUAGGGAACUGCAGCUAGUUACACAGAAGGCAUAUAUGGCCCGUGACAAGGCUCUCGCUGCAGCGGCAAAGAUACAGCAGGAGAGAGACGGCGGAUUGAAGCGUAUGAUGCAAUUAGUUGAAGAUGCAAGGGAUGCUGCUAUGCAUGCUGAAUCUUGUUUGGGGCAUGCGGAGAUGUUGCGGCUUUUCUGGCAGCUUUCAGAGUCUCUGGAAGACGACGUGAAGCAAAGCGCCAAUCUGGCACGAAGAGCAGCAGCAGCGGCAGAGCUUAGCCACCAACAGCAAAUGUGGGACUCCGAAGUGAGCAGUAAAAGAAUGCAAAUUGAAGCUGUGAUAAAGCAAGUGAAUGCCUUACAGGAUGCGGCGAGGGCAAAAUCGGACAUAAAGAGCUUAGCAGGAACAACAGCUGCACUGAAGGGAGCAGUCAUACAGCUUGUUACAUUGAUUCAGGACGACCAGCAAAACAGAACUGAAGAGCUACUUAUCUGA